AUGAGAAAAAACCUGCAAACGGAUAGGGCCAAGGAAGCAACUCAAAAAUCAUUGGGCGAAGAUGAACAAAAGUACAAAGACAUAUUUGCUAUCAUUGAUAGAAGAUGGGAAUGCCAACUUCAUCAUCCUUUGCAUGCAGCAAGCCAUUAUCUAAAUCCUGAUUUCUUUUAUGGCAAUGAUUCAAUUGGAAAUGAUAGAGAAGUGAUGGCUAGCCUUUUCAAAAGCAUUAAGAGGGUAAGUGAAAAUAAGGAAGAAUAUGAUACAAUUACAAUGCAAUUGGAAUCAUAUAGGACUGCUGAAGGCCUCUUUGGUAUCAAGUCAACAAUAAGGAAAAAGGAUUUUAUUAGCUCCAGCUCUCAAACUCCAAAUUUGAGAGACUUUGCCAUUAAGGUGUUGAGUUUGGCUUGUAGCUCAUCCAGGUGUGAGUGCAAUUGGAGUACUUUUAAACACAUUCAUUCCAAAAAGAGAAGUAGGCUUGAGCAUCAAAAGUUACAGGACUUGGAUUUUAUUAAGUACAAUCAAGCUCUUAAACAUCGCUAUGACAAUCAUGAUGUGAUUGAUCCCAUUAUCCUAAAAGACAUUGAUGAUAGCAAUGAUUGGUUGGUGGGAGAAGUGGGUGAAGAUAAUGCUGAAGACGGUAAUGUUUUUUAUGAUGAUACUUUGACUUUGGGAGUUGUUGCUAAUGCAAGUAGGGUUGGAGAGCCUAUAACAUACACAAGGAAGCAAACAAGAGGAACAAGAAUGGUUAACCAAGUUGUACCUAUUGUAUCUAGGCCUUUAAUUUCAAGCUCUAGAGGGCUGGCAGUGAUGAAUGAAGUUGAUGAUGAAGAAAUUGUUGAUGAGGAAGAGCACAUCUAUAAGUUUAGUUCAAGUGAAGAUGAAAGUGAGGGAGAAUAUUUGUUGAAAUUUGAUGGAGAAUCCGAAGAUGAUGAUUUUUUUCAUCAGUUCACUUGUAUUUGA
Gastrolobium bilobum is the source of this 960-nucleotide messenger RNA. RefSeq lists its product as uncharacterized. Gene Ontology annotation, molecular function: protein dimerization activity. NCBI's taxonomy places the organism in Eukaryota, Viridiplantae, Streptophyta, Magnoliopsida, Fabales, Fabaceae. Bases 1 to 960 code for a protein of 319 amino acids. The transcript is spliced from 3 exons. The record is from RefSeq and is a predicted model, not a curated record.